Messenger RNA from Drosophila navojoa, 599 nucleotides. RefSeq lists its product as uncharacterized. Lineage: Eukaryota; Metazoa; Arthropoda; Insecta; Diptera; Drosophilidae. The record is from RefSeq and is a predicted model, not a curated record.
UAUGCUUAUAGAUGAGCAUAUAAAUCAAGCGUUCCAUCAAUUUUGGCCAGUUUUACAAAUUUGGUGCUCAACUGCACAUGCUCCGAAAAUGUUUCAGUUGUCAACGAUCACAGCUUUUCUUGUAGUUUCCUUAGCACUGCCCAAGAAUUUGCUAGCUCAGUGUGAUGUCUGCCAGACUGAGGUUCGAGCUGCAUGCCAUAGUGAAACCACAUUUUCGAUUUGCAUAAAUGGCGUUCCAUCUAAGGAUUAUAUAGAAUGUCCCAAAGACUAUCAUUGCACUGGCGGUAAAUAUAUAUGCUAUCCGAAAUCGACUGACGAGGCGAAUUGUGUUCCUAAUAAAACCCCUCAGGAUCCAGACACUCUCUGUCAAGAUAUCCAAAAAACUAGCCAAUUGACAAAUGAAUCGGACCCCACAUGUGCUACAUAUAUCCAGUGCGCGCUUAUCAAUGGAGUCUGGAUGGGUCGUGAACGAGAGUGUACAUCAGGGACGUGGUUUAACGGCAAGUUCUGUACGUCUCCUAAACCAGACUUUUGCACUUAAGCAAAUUACCUGCAUAUCAAAAUUAUGAAAUAUGUAUACUAUAUUAUUUACAUAUAUU